AUGGCUAGCGUGAAGACCUACCUUAAUGCCGAUGACUUCAAACAAGGGUUACAAGAGCUCGACAAGGAGAUGGAAAAAAGUAACUUCCUCACUGCAUUUGCCCCAAUUGAGGUGGUGACUGCUGGAGGCUUCCUUGCAGUUUGGUAUCUGAAGAGCCGCGAGUCCACCGGAGAUCUCGAUUACAUUAUUCAUCCUGAAUGGUCUUCGGACGCUGAAAUAAAGUCCCCACUGCAGGAAGCUGUGUGGGCGGUCGCGGAGAAGUGUAAUUUCAAUAUGAAGUGGAUGAAUGAUGAGAUGGGUUUAUUCACGACUUCAGAAACCGACAGGAAGCUUUUUGCACAGGCAAAGAAUGAAAACGUGGUUCUUUUUGAAGGGAAUAAUAUAGUGGUGCGCGCAGCCCCCAUUGAAUGGGCACUGGAAAGGAAGUUACGAAGGAUCUUUGUCGGUGGCAGGGACCGAAAGGCGGAACUUGAUAUGAGCGACGCAAUGGCCAUGUUGAAGUAUCUGAAAGAAGCAAAGGGUCCAUUGGACCGAGAGUAUAUACGGACCCUCAACAUGAAUGGAUUUGACGUGGUGCCAGACAAUGCUACGAUGAAUCGCGUGGCCGCAGAGUAUCGGCGGAUUUAUGGAGAGGAGGCAUUUGCCUGA
This is a messenger RNA of Sclerotinia borealis F-4128, 648 nucleotides long. NCBI's taxonomy places the organism in Eukaryota, Fungi, Ascomycota, Leotiomycetes, Helotiales, Sclerotiniaceae. The record is from the annotation of a GenBank genome assembly.